Molecule: messenger RNA, 558 nt
Organism: Nanorana parkeri
Lineage: Eukaryota; Metazoa; Chordata; Amphibia; Anura; Dicroglossidae
Product: ADP-ribosylation factor 1-like
Exons: 2
Coding region: 1-558 (185 amino acids)
Biological process (GO): intracellular protein transport; vesicle-mediated transport
Cellular component (GO): cytoplasm
Molecular function (GO): GTP binding; GTPase activity
Source: RefSeq, a predicted model, not a curated record
AUGCUGGCAUCGGCCAGAGGACACAGCGGGGCUCAUAGGGACAAGGCUCGGAUCCUGAUGCUGGGUCUGGAUUCUGCUGGGAAGACCACGAUCCUCUACAGGCUGAAGCUGAAUGAGACAGUCUGUACCAUACCUACCAUUGGAUUCCACGUUGAGACUGUGGAACCCAUCCCUAAUGUGACAUUUACUGUCUGGGAUGUGGCUGGUCAGGAACGGAUUCGACCCCUGUGGAGACACUACUUUGUCAAUACAGAUGGACUGGUUUUCGUGCUGGACAGUGCUGACCCAGAGCGGUUUCUGGAAGCCAGGACAGAACUGAAUGCUAUGCUGAACGAUGAAGAAUUGAGAGAUGUGCCCUUCUUGGUAAUGGCCAAUAAGCAAGAUCUCCCAGGUGCCAGGAAACCCAUGGAGCUGGUGGACGAGCUGGGACUGAUGAAGAUAGAAGGACAUCGGUGGCACAUCCAGGGGUGCUGUGCAGUCAAUGGUGAAGGACUGGUGGAGGGGCUGGAGGUCCUCACCAACUUUGUGAAGCAGUUUCAAAACACCAGGACAUCCUAA